CCGCCCAACAAGCCGCUCCUGCGACCGGAUGUGGCCAUUUAAUGCUGAUGUGAAAAGGGACUUUUAUUCCCCAUGUACCGCUGCUGCAUCGCACCAACACCAGCCAUUGAAUAGGGCUCUGGAUUCACUGUCGGUACCGAUAUACCUUGUCUGCCGGUUCUAAAUCCAACAGGCAUGGUUGCAUGUGGAGGUCAACAGGCCGUUGGCCAAGGAGCAUGACCUUGUUAAAGCCUCAGCCUUAAAAUUGAAAGAUCAUGGUCAUCAUCCAUCACGGUUGACGUGGAGAUUCUCUUGGCGCUUCCUACUACCAAAGAGAAAUAUUUGCUCCCA
Messenger RNA from Pyricularia grisea, 330 nucleotides. RefSeq lists its product as uncharacterized. The transcript is spliced from 2 exons. NCBI's taxonomy places the organism in Eukaryota, Fungi, Ascomycota, Sordariomycetes, Magnaporthales, Pyriculariaceae. The record is from RefSeq and is a predicted model, not a curated record. The coding region runs from base 29 to 163 and encodes 44 amino acids.